GGGCGUCGCUCGGCGGCGGGCGCGCAGCCCCCGCAGGAAGCGGCCCCGCGGCCCGGCCCCUCCCGCCGCUCGCAGCGGGCUCAUGCACUCGGCGGCUCCGCGGCGGCGCGGGCGGCGGGAUGGCUCCGGCUCCGGCUCCGGCCCCGGCCCCGGCGGCGGGCGCUGAGCCGCGGUCCCCCGCGCUGCUGCCGCUGCUGCUGCCGCUGCUGCCGCUGCUGCUGCCCGGCCGCGCCGCCGGCCUGGAGGUGCAGCGCAAGUUCCUCUCGCCCACCCCCACCAACAACUUCGCGCUGGACGGCCCCGGCUCCCGCGUCUACCUGGCGGCCGUCAACCGCCUGUUCCAGCUGUCGGGGGGCGAGCUGGCGCUGCAGGCGGAGGCGGCGGUGGGGCCGGUGCUGGACAGCCCCCUGUGCCACGCGCCGCAGCUGCCGCAGGCCUCCUGCGAGCACCCCAAGGUGCUCACCAACAACUACAACAAGAUCCUCCAGCCCGACCCCGAGCAGGGCGUCCUCGUCGUCUGCGGCUCCAUCUACCAGGGCCUGUGCCAGCUCCGCAGCAUGACCAACAUCUCGGCCGUGGCCGUGCGCUUCCCGCCGGGCGGCAGCGACGCGGUCACCGUGUUCCCCAGCAUGCUGAACGUGGCGGCCAACCACCCCAACGCCUCCACCGUGGGGCUGGUGCUGCGCCGCGGCGGCGGCGGCGGCGGGGCGCGGCUGCUGGUGGCCGCCACCUACACGGGCUUCGGCAGCCCCUUCUUCCCCCGCAACCGCAGCCUGGAGGACCACCGCUUCGAGAACACGCCCGAGAUCGCCAUCCGCGCGCUCAACGCCCGCGGCGACCUGGCCAAGCUCUUCACCUUCGACAUCAACCCGUCCGACGACAACAUCUUCAAGAUCAAGCAGGUCGCCAAGGCGCGCCACAAGCUCAGCUUCGUGCGCGCCUUCCUGCAGCGCGGCGCCGCGCCGCCCGCCCGCCGCCCCUACGCCUACCUGGCGCUCAACAGCGAGGCCAACGCGGGCGACAAGGAGAGCCCCUCGCACAGCCUGCUGGCCCGCAUCUGCCUGGGCGACGCGGCCGAGGCCACGCUCAACGGCAGCGGCGAGACCAAGAAGCUGACCGAGUCCUACAUCCAGCUGGGGCUGCGCUGCGGCGGCGCCGCCGACGCCUUCACCCGCCUCGUCUCCGUCUUCCCGGCGCGGGCGGCCUGGCGCAGCCCCUCGGGCCCGGCCGCGGCCCCGCCGCCCGAGGAGGAGCUGCUCUUCGGCGUCUUCGAGCGCGCCGGGCCGGGCGGCGGCGGCGGGCGGCCGCUCUCGGCGCUCUGCAUCUUCCGCUUCGCCGAGAUCGAGGAGACGAUCCGGGCGGCGCGCAACUCCUGCUUCGUCAGCCCCGCCGCCGGCAUGGUCACCGUGCUGGACAGCGUGGUGCAGGGCACCGGCCCCGCCUGCGAGAAGCGCAACAUCCAGCUGCAGCCGGAGCAGCUGGACUGCGGAGCAGCGCACCUGCAGCACCCGCUGGCCAUCGUGAACCCCAUCACCGCCACCCCCGUCUUCACUUACAACGGCCUCACCGCGGUGGCGGUCGCCAGCGUCAAUAACUACACCGUGGUGUUCCUGGGCACCGCCAGCGGAGGACUCCUGAAGAUUAACCUGGAUAGCGCCAUGAAGGUUGUCAGCAGGAGAUCCAUUUCGGUGGCUUACGGAGAGCCUGUCCACCCCAUCAUGCAGUUCGAUCCUUCUGAUUCCACCUUCCUCUAUCUGAUGACGUCCUAUCAGAUGACGCGAGUGAAGGUGGCUGUCUGCAACCAGUAUUCAACAUGUGCAGAGUGCCUGGCUGCAGCCGACGCUUACUGCGGGUGGUGCACGAUGGAGACUAGGUGUUCUCUGCAGCAUGAAUGUACGAACUUCACAGAGACCAAUUUCUGGGCGAGCGCAAGUGAAGGAGUGCAGCAGUGCCCUUCCAUGACCAUCCUGGAGCCUGAGAUUAAUAUCGAAAAAGAGAAACCGGCCCUGAUAAUACAAAUAAAUGGGACUAUUCCAAACCUAAAUGGAACAAACAUUUCAUGUGAUUAUGGAAAUAAUAUCCACACGGUAGCGAGAGUUGCGGGAGAUUAUGCAAACCAAUUUAUUUAUUGCAGUUUACUUCCACGUGAGAAAUAUCCAGCAUUUCCAGACAACCAAGACCACGUGAUUGUUGAAACUGCUCUCCGGGUCAACAGCAAAAAUAUAAUCCGGGCCAAUUUCACCAUCUAUGAUUGCAAAAGAACUGGAAACAUUUACCCAAAGAGAGCGUGCACCAGCUGCCUCUCAACCAAGUGGAAGUGUUACUGGUGCCCCUCCACGUACAUGUGUGUCUCCAACCGCUCACAGUGUGAGGACACGCUGCAGAUGAAGAAGAAAAUUGACUGUCCACGGAUUGUACCUGUCUCUUUGGACCCAAUGCCCACAGGAACUUCUCGGGACAUUACGAUCUCACUGGCUAAUGCAACUUUCUCGAAGGAGACAGCCCUGGAGUGCCAUUUUGGGACAGACAGGACGUUCGAGGCCCGCUGGGUGAAUUCCUCUGCCGUGGAGUGCGUCCACGUGCUGCUCCACACAUCAGAAAAAAGCCAUCUCUUCCCAGUAAACCUUCAGCUGAAGGACAGACCAGACAGAUUUAUCGACAGUCCAGAGAUGAUGACAGUGGAGGUGUACAACUGUGGGACUGGAAGUGCUGACUGCUCGCAGUGCCUGGGCAGAGAGGACCUGGGACACCGCUGUGUCUGGAGCGAGAGCAGCUCCAGCUGCAGGCUAAGCACGGAGUUCCCCCAGAUCUCAGACAUGUGCCCAGCUCCCGAGAUUAAGAAGAUUGAGCCACUGCGUGGGCCGCUGGAGGGGGGUACCCUGCUGACCAUCCGAGGGAGGAACCUGGGCCGCCGCUUCAGCGACAUCCGCGGCGCUGUCAGGAUAGGGAGCGUGCCCUGCGCGCCGCUGCCGCACAGAUACGUCGUCUCUGAGGCGAUCGUGUGCCAGACCGGAGAGGCUCUGGAGGUGUUUUCCGAUGUGGUAACUGUUAACGUCAGCCGGGAAGGAAAGUCCAAGGAGAGAUACUCCUACGUGCUUCCUGUGGUGCAGUCCAUAGCUCCCCCGAACGGCCCGAAGGCUGGAGGAACCAGAGUGACCAUCAGAGGCAGCAGGCUGGACGUUGGCUCUGAGCUCCGCGUCCUUGUCAACGGCUCCAGGCAGUGCACGGACCUCAGCCGCAACGACAGCACCAUCACCUGCACCAUGCCGUCUGCCGAGCUCACCACGGCUGUGAGAGUCUGCGUCCAGUUCGAGAACAGGUCUUGUGCCAGCUACAACAUCACGUUCAAGUAUGAGAAGAACCCUAUUAUAACCGACAUCAACCCCAAAAAGAGCCAGAUCAGUGGGGGCAGGAUCAUCACCCUGGAAGGAAGAGGCUUUGAGCUCGUCCAGAACGUGUCCAUGAUGGUCCGUGGCAUUGGCAGAGAGCAAACGAGCUGUAAGGUUCACAACGACACUGUGAUCACCUGCCCCUCUCCUGCUGCCUCCAACAUUACUGCGGGGAGCAAGCCUGCACCCGUUGAUUUCUAUCUCAAUGGUCGCCUCUACACGGAUGACCGCCCAGCUCUGGAUGAGGAGAUGUACCCAGAGGAGGCCCUGCACAUCAGCAAGUUCAGCCUGGAGUACUAUGCUGACCCCCAGUUCUUCACAGCCAAGAAGGAGAAGUGGAUUAAGCACCACCCUGGCGAGCCCUUGACGCUGGUUAUACACAAAGAGCCUGACAACCUGGGCCUGGAAAGCAAUGAGUACCAAGUGAAAAUUGGUCUAAUCUCAUGCGAGAUCCAGAUUGUUUCAGACAAAGUCAUUCACUGCUCUGUAAAUGAGUCCCUGAGCACCUCGGAAAGACAGCUACCAGUGACGAUCCAAGUUGGAAAGUUCAACUACACAAUUGCAAUGCUGCACCUCGGGGGAGGAGAGACUGCAAUCAUCGUCUCCAUUGUCAUCUGCAGCAUCUUGCUGGUUCUCUCGGUCGUAGCUCUCUUUGUGUUUUGCACGAAGAGCCGCAGAGCAGAGCGCUACUGGCAGAAAACCCUGCUCCAGAUGGAGGAGAUGGAGUCACAGAUCCGGGAGGAAAUUCGCAAAGGUUUUGCUGAGCUGCAGACAGACAUGACAGACCUGACCAAGGAGCUGAACCGCAGCCAAGGGAUCCCGUUCCUAGAGUACAAGCACUUUGUCACUCGGACCUUCUUUCCCAAAUGUUCCUCGCUGUAUGAGGAGUGCUACAUUCUGCCUUCCCAGCAGCUCAGCUCCCAGGUGGGGUCCCAGGUCCAAGAAACUCACCCGCUCCUGGUGGGGGAAUGGAAAAUCCCUGAAAACUGCAGGCCUAAUAUGGAAGAAGGAAUAUCACUGUUCUCCACCUUGCUCAAUAACAAGCACUUUCUCAUCGUUUUUGUCCAUGCUCUUGAGCAACAGAAGGACUUCGCUGUGAGAGACAGGUGUAACUUGGCCUCUCUGCUUACUAUUGCGCUGCAUGGGAAACUGGAAUAUUACACCAGCAUCAUGAAGGACCUCCUGGUGGAUCUAAUUGAUGCUUCAGCUUCCAAAAAUCCCAAGCUGAUGCUGAGGAGAACUGAAUCUGUAGUGGAGAAGAUGCUCACCAACUGGAUGUCCAUCUGCAUGUACAGCUAUCUCAGAGAGACAGUUGGCGAGCCAUUCUUCCUGUUAAUCUGUGCCAUCAAGCAGCAGAUUAACAAAGGCUCUAUCGAUGCCAUCACGGGGAAAGCCAGGUACACCCUCAACGAGGAGUGGCUCCUGCGGGAAAACAUUGAGGCGAAGCCGAGGAACCUCAACGUCUCUUUCCAAGGCUGUGGGAUGGACUCCCUGAGCGUCAGGGCCAUGGACACAGACACACUCAGCCAAGUGAAAGAGAAGAUCCUGGAGGCCUUCUGCAAGAACGUCCCCUACUCCCAGUGGCCGAGGGUGGAAGACGUUGACCUUGAGUGGUUUGCCACCAGCACCGACAGCUACAUCCUGCGGGACCUCGACGACACCUCGGUGGUGGAGGAUGGCAGGAAGAAGCUCAACACAUUAGCACAUUACAAGAUCCCCGAAGGGGCGUCACUGGCCAUGAGCUUGUCGGACAAGAAGGAUGCCACGCUGAGCAGAGUGAAGGAUCUGGACACUGAGAAGUACUUCCAUUUAGUUCUUCCAACUGAUGAAUCAGUUGAACAUAAGAAGUCCCACAGACAGAGCCAUAGGAAGAAAGUCCUACCGGAGAUCUACCUGACCAGGCUGCUCUCUACAAAGGGCACACUGCAGAAGUUCCUGGACGACUUGUUCAAAGCCAUUCUCAGUAUCCGAGAUGACAAGCCGCCUGUGGCCGUGAAGUAUUUCUUUGACUUCCUAGAGGAGCAAGCAGAGAAAAGAGGGAUCACCGAUCCUGACACUAUGCACAUCUGGAAGACCAACAGCCUACCUCUGAGGUUUUGGGUCAACAUCCUGAAGAACCCCCAGUUUGUCUUUGACAUUGACAAGACAGACCACAUUGACGCCUGUCUCUCUGUGAUAGCCCAGGCCUUCAUCGACGCCUGCUCCCUGUCUGACCUGCAGCUGGGCAAGGACUCCCCGACCAAUAAACUACUUUACGCCAAGGAGAUCCCGGAGUACAGGAAGAUCGUGCAGCGAUACUACAAGCAAAUCCACGACAUGCCGCCGCUCAGCGAGCAGGAGAUGAACGCGCACCUUGCAGAGGAGUCCCGGAAAUAUCGGAACGAAUUCAACACCAAUGUUGCCAUGGCUGAGAUAUACAAAUAUGCCAAGAGAUACCGCUCCCAGAUCGUGGCUGCCCUGGACGCCAACCCCACGACGAAGCGCACCCAGCUCCAGCACAAGUUUGAGCAAGUGAUUGCGCUCAUGGAGGACAACAUCUACGAGUGCUGCAGCGAAGCCUAGGCUGACUGCAGCCUGGGAAGUGACCUCUAGAGUGCACUGCUGUAGGGAACCUCCUUUGACCGUGGAUAUACGUUGGGCCACAUCCGUCAGGGUCAUUCUCAAACCAGCCUUGUGGCAGGGGUGAGCCUGGCCUGCGGCUGAAGUGCUCCCUCACGUAACAAGAAGCCACAAGACACCUUUAUGAGCAGCUAGAAAACCCUCCGAUCGGCACUGUGGCACCCAUAAUUUAUUUGCUGUUGCAAGCCAGAAAUGGAAACAUGACACUUGUGGCAAGCUCAGUUCACCACUUCCCUCUAAUCAGCUCCUGAGCAGUCGUCAGCUCCCUGCAUCCCCGUUUGUGAUUCCUCAAGGACAAGAGACCAGGCUGCAGAAGCCAUAACAACAGAUGCAAAGCUAAAGGGUAGCCUAAGGGAGUAAUGAGCAGAGAUGGCAAAGGCUAUCAGAGCAAUGGCAGAGCUCCCUUCCCUCCACACCAUCCCUCUGACAUCCAUGGUUUUCUGACACCAGGGACUAUCAAUCGUUCACUAUCUGCUGCAUUCUGUGUAUUUUUGUGCCUUUUAAUUUUUGUACUGUAUGUGUAAACAUAACCACUCCUUCUUCUGAGAUUUGGGCAACACAGGAAACUCGGGGCUGAUACAAAGCAGUUGCUUCCUAAGUAGCUAAGGCAUGCUGAAAGCACUUUAUCUCCUAACAGAAACAGCUGUUUGCUAGCUGGAGGGAGUGCAUUGCAUGUUAGUGUGGGAAAGGCUCUUCCCCCUUCCCCAGGUUCCCAGACCUGUCUGCACAGCGGAGUGGAGUUUGCAGGAGGGUAGGCAAAUAUCCACUAACGAUUCACCCUUCAGCCAGCUGGUCACAAGCAUCAUUUCUGCCUGGGAGAAGACUAGAUGUAAGUGGGUGAAGGGAAGGACUUCUGCCUCUUGCUCUGCUCUUCCAGCCUGACUGGCUGCGCACAGCUAUGGCGCUUACUUAAGCUCAUGUCUACAGUCCCCUGGCAGAGCAGAACUGAGCCGCACCCAGGACAGCAUCCAGGUAGCAUCUUCCCUCCCUUUGCCACACACACUCCAGUAUCUCCCUGUAAUCACCACCUGAAACAUGUCAGUGCUACAGAGGUGUAUUCCCAAAGCAGCUUGUUCUGCUUGCCUCGGACACAGUACAUGGUUAUCAAAGAGCAACCAAGAGAGCAGUUUUGCUACGUGUUCUGUCUUUUUUUUCAGUCCAUAAAGGCAAGGGACUAAACCUCAGCCCCAUGACAGCACGAUGUUUUUGCUCACACAAGCCAGCAGAGCAGGUCACAUGUAACACAAGCCGCAAACAAAAGUAGAAAGUGUCACGCUCCUGGUUACACUGGUGUCAGCAAACAGGGUCUUGCUGCAGAGACAAAUAGAACUUGUUCAAGACCAGAAACUUCACUGCCAUCAUGCGGGAUCUGUGCUGGGGCAGACCCGCCCCAUCCCAGCCUGGUGGCACACUUUCCUUUCUGCUAGCAACUUCUUUUCUGCAGCCAGGGGAGCUGUGACCACUCCAAUCUUCUCCAGCAUCAUUCAGGCCCCUCUUUAAAGGCUGGACCACACGUGUGAAGCCAGCAUUCCCAUGCAGGCAAAGGCAACCUGCCCAUGAAAGCUAAACCCAGCUGUAGUUAGGCACCAUGUUUUCAAACUGCCAAAUAGAAAAAGAAAAAAAAGUUACUACCUCACUCCAGGCAGGGUCUUAAGGUGAGCCUCCGUUACUCAUCCAGCUGGCAAGGAUGCAACCUGGUAUUAGAUGACCUUGGUCCACCAGAACUCCUCCUGGGUGACUCACUGCCAUGGACAGGUGGCCCCCAUCCCCUCAUUUCCAGUAAUGCCACAUUUGUUAGAAAUUUGAACAUCAGAUUGUGUAUGUGUAUAUAGAUAUCUAUUUUAAAACAAAUGAUAGAAUUUAUCCAGUAUGUUAAAAGGGGGUAGGGAGGGGAGGGAAAGGGGAAGAACAGAUUUUUUUUGUUGUUUGUUUUUUUUAAAAAAAGAAACUACAGAAAAAGUACAUACACUGUGGAGGUUUCAAUGUUUUUGCUGAGGAUGUGGCUUCAGAAUAGAAACUAAGAAUGUAGCUGGGCUACAUUUUAUUUUGAAACUGAUUUCACAAAAAAAAAAUCUUGAUUUUUUUUUUCUCUAGAAACUGUGAAUAGUUACCAGAGAUAUAGGCAGGCCCAGCACAGGGAAGGCAAGGGUGAGAAGGAUCUCACCAGAGAGCAUGGAGCUUGAGAACGUGGAGCAGAGAACGUGGAGCUUGGCUGGAGGUGGAAAAAGGGCCAUGGAGCAGUAGCCCCAUGCUACAAGAAAAGGAUACAGAUGAGCCAGUAAUGAGUAUAGUUUGCCUCCAGAUGAUGUGACUGGGCUGCAUUUUGGGGCCUAUUGCUUUAUUUAAUUUUUUCCAAAGCAAAAAAAAAAAAUAUGAAAAAAAUGAAAAAAAGUAGUUGCUACAACCAUUUUAAAGAAACAACUUUAACAGAGCAGAUGCUUGAGGGUUUGUAGUGUUGCCUUGAACCCGAGCCCUUUGUAACAUGUUUUUAAACUUUGGCAUGUGUUGUGGGUGUAGUGCCCUUACCUGCUGUGUAGUGGAAGUGGCAGACUCUUGGAAAAGCCUAUCUUUGUAAUAAAACAAGGUGCUGAAACCCUG
Messenger RNA from Anas platyrhynchos (mallard), 8606 nucleotides. RefSeq names its product plexin D1 (gene PLXND1). Lineage: Eukaryota; Metazoa; Chordata; Aves; Anseriformes; Anatidae. Gene Ontology annotation, cellular component: semaphorin receptor complex; plasma membrane. The record is from RefSeq and is a predicted model, not a curated record. Gene Ontology annotation, biological process: endothelial cell migration; regulation of cell migration; negative regulation of cell adhesion. Gene Ontology annotation, molecular function: semaphorin receptor activity; protein binding.